Molecule: messenger RNA, 1375 nt
Organism: Capsella rubella
Lineage: Eukaryota; Viridiplantae; Streptophyta; Magnoliopsida; Brassicales; Brassicaceae
Product: protein PHLOEM PROTEIN 2-LIKE A5
Exons: 5
Coding region: 48-1322 (424 amino acids)
Biological process (GO): signal transduction
Source: RefSeq, a predicted model, not a curated record
GAAUAUAUCAAACUCCAUUUGUUUCUAAGAAAAAGAUCUCCAAUCGAAUGGCAGGAGCAUCUUCUAAUUGGUCUUCUAGUUCUAGUAUAUCAUUCAUCCCAACGGGACCUCAAGUGUUCAUCAAUUUCCGUGGAAAAGAUCUACGCAAAGGCUUCAUCAGCUUUCUUGUCCCUGCCUUGCAAGAAAAAAACAUCAACGUGUUUAUAGACGAGCAUGAGAAGAGGGGCAAAUACCUAAUCAGCCUGUUCGAUAGGAUAGGUGAGUCUAAAGUCGCGUUGGUUAUCUUUUCUGAAGGAUACACCGAGUCGAAAUGGUGUUUGAACGAGCUGGUAGAGAUCAGGGAAUGCAUGGAUCAAGAAAAACUCAUAGUGAUCCCAAUCUUCUACAAGCUUGAGCCCGAGGUGGUGAAACGUCUUAAAGGAAAUUUCGGCGAUAAAUUCAGGGAUCUGGAAUAUAUAUAUCAAGAUCAACCAGAAAGAGCCCAACAAUGGAAGGAAGCUAUUGUUUCUGUUUGCCAAAAUUUUGCCUUGACCUUGCCCGAAAACAGUGAUAAAUCCGAUAAAGAUUUCGUAAGAUUAAUCGUCAAGGAGGUUAGGAAAGUGCUGCGGAUACCAAAUACAUCCAAAGGAAGAAAAGGAAAAAUAAGAGAAAAUGAUGUUGAGGGUUUCCCAGUUCCUGCAAGUAAACUCACUAUCACUAUGCGCGAGACACCAAGUGAGGAAGCCGUUGAAGUUUCGUUGCUCAAUGAAUUUUACUGGCCUGAUAACAUGUCUGGAAAUUCUCCAAAUAGGAAACAAUUACCAGAGCAAUCGUACGAGUUUAAAUUCUGGGUUCUCAAUAGACCACAAGGUAAUGUUUUCAUGAUUGACGCAAGGGAGCUUUCUAUUGCAUGGUCAGAUAACUCCAACCAUUGGAUUUGGCUCACUCUCCCAAACCAAAAUCCAAAUGAAUCAGACGGGGAAGUUGCGUAUUUAAGAAACGUUUGCUGGCUAGACAUAGCCGGAAAGUUUGACACACGAUAUCUGUCCCCGAACACAAGGUAUGAAGUAGUGUUCGUGGUGAUGUUGGAAGACACAACAUUCGAAUGCGAGACACCGGUGAAGCUGAAGCUGGACUUACCUAGUAAUAGGGAGAAUCCUCAAGAGUGGAGUAUGGACAUGGUAGAUCACAUAACUGACGAAUGGAUUGAUAUUCCAGUCGGCGAGUUCACCACAUCGAAGAAAAACGUCGGAGAAAUCUCUUUUGCAAUGUACGAACACGAGUCCCUACUGUGGAAGUCAGGGCUUUACGUCAAAUGUGUUGCCAUUCGUCCCAAACACUAGCGUGUGCUAUUGUGGUUUGUUAUUUUUAAAGAGUUAACUGUUGUUUAGUUUAU